This is a messenger RNA of Leptidea sinapis, 4373 nucleotides long. RefSeq names its product protein DENND6A. The record is from RefSeq and is a predicted model, not a curated record. The transcript has a single exon. Gene Ontology annotation, cellular component: recycling endosome. Bases 206 to 1885 code for a protein of 559 amino acids. Lineage: Eukaryota; Metazoa; Arthropoda; Insecta; Lepidoptera; Pieridae. Gene Ontology annotation, molecular function: guanyl-nucleotide exchange factor activity.
UUUCGUUUUCGCGCGCACAGCCAUGUUGACAGAACAGCUGUUUGAAUUGAAGACUCGAGACAUUUCACGUCUUAAAAGUACCUAUUGUAACAUUGUUUGUUUUUUCCAAUGAAGAUUAAUAAUUUGUUGAUAUCUUAUAAAUUAGGGUAAUCUAUUCAAGUUUGCUAUGAAUUUACUGUGAAUGUGAUCGUAAUGUGUCGUUAAAAUGGCCUGUGUACUGCAAAACUGCAACAGUGAUUUACCAAUAGACGAGAAUUUUGAUUUGAAAUGGAGCAGAUUUUCCGACUGGCUGCAUUGCAUAUGCGUUGUUACCUUCGAUUUGGAACUUGGUCAGGCUAUGGAAAGUGUUUAUCCUCCAGGGGUUAAGUUAAGUGACCAAGAGAAAGGUAACAUUUGUUACUUGGCGUUCCCAGAUUCGAACUCAGGAUGUAUGGGUGAUACACAAUUUCACGUACGAUUGCGUUCUCGAAGCCCACUUUCUCGACAGCAGGUGAUAUAUAACGAGGACAGUGUACCUAAUUUAAGAGCUGAUUCGACUCACCAUUGGGGCUUUGUUUAUUUUCGUCAAGUAAAAGACCCGUCUUUGCCGCGUGGGUAUUUCCAGAAAAGUAUAAUUUUAUUAACACGCUUACCGUUUAUUAAUCUGUAUUAUAAAAUAAUACAGCUGAUUGCUCCAAAGCAUUUUGAAGAGGGUGAAAGUAGCUUGGAGGCUGCAUGUCACGAUAUAAAUCGAUGGCCUUUAUUAAAUGCAGGUCAGAAUGUGCUACUUCCAGUUUUAGGAUCUGUUUUUCAGUUAUACAUCCCAAACCAGUUGACAGGAAAAGUAUUGAGGUCAGAUAUUAUAAAAAAAAUCCAUUCUCCUAAUGUACCACACAUAUUAGUUUGUAUACAGGACCUGAAUGUAUUUGAUCCUCUCUCUAGCUUAAUAUCACAUCUUCAUUUAUUGUGGGAAUUAGUAUUGACUGCAGAACCCAUAGUUGUUAUAGCAAGUUCACCAACAGAAUGCUCAUCUUUGGUCCAGGCACUCACAUAUCUGAUUCAGCCAAUACCUUAUUCUGCAGAAUAUAGACCAUACUUCACAAUACAUGACAGUGAGUUUAAGGAAUUCACUAGGAAACAGUUUAAUCCACCAUGUGUUAUACUUGGUGUAACGAAUCCAUUUUUUACAAAAACACUACAACGUUGGCCACAUACUAUAAAAUUAGGUGACACUAAUUCGUUGAAGUCAAAAUUACGGAAGGUUGCUACCAUGAAACAGCUAGAUACUGCUCCAGGUGUUUAUACUCAGUAUAAGACCUAUUUGGAGAAGGACAAGACUAUUAUUAAAAAACUACAUAAUGGUAUGAGAACCGAUCGGCCAUCUGAAGUACAAACAGCAAUGGUAAAACGCCAUUUAUUAGAAUUGACGCAGAGUUUCAUGAUACCACUAGAGAGGUAUAUGGCUUCGUUGAUGCCUUUACAAAAGAAUAUAUCACCGUUCAGGGCACCACCAAUUCCCAAUCCAUUUAAUCCUGAAGAUUUCUUUGCUACAUUACAACAAGCUGGACCACAAUUGACGUCAGGAAUAAAGGGAGACUGGAUAGGGUUAUAUCGCCAUUUCUUCCGCACAGCAAACUUCAGUGCAUGGUUCCAUGAGAGGCAUAGUGAUCUGACAAAUAAGCUUCAAGCUUUGCAAUUGGAAGCUCUAGCCGAAAGUGACUUAAAGAAAUGGUCUAUUGGGAAGAGAGAAGUUGAAAUAGUUGAUAUGGUGCUUAAAUUGAGAGAAGUUUUGAAAAAUGACCCACCUGUGGCUGACAACACAAGGACAUUACUAGCUCGUAGAUUGGAUGAUCUAAAUUGUGUUCUACCCGAAGAUAUGAAGCAAAUCUUGAAUGCAGCUUCGUGACCCAAGAUUUGCUGCACCUUGAAAGUUAGAUGCAGCAUUCACAGUCAAAUUCAAAAUGUUUCCUAUAAAUGUUUUGUACCUUGCGCUUAGGUCUGGCCAAAUUGAAGAACUGUGCAUAAGUGUUUCUUUAACUAGGAUAUAUAGAUAGAUACUCAUGAUUUUAUGAUAAGAAUUAUUAAAUUUUGUAUUUAAAUAUUAUCAUCAGUUAAAAUGUACCAUUUGAAUUUUGAAUAAUAUAUUAAAUAUUAUGUGAUGGUAAUACUCAAAAUAAUCUAAAUUAUCAUGAUUUUGUACACUAUUAUAACUACAGUAAAGGCCAUUUCUGUUGCCUUUCACAGGAGGUGUAGGUCCAACUCUCGCCCACCAUCAAUGUGUUUUCGGUUUUAUAUGUUUAUUUAUUCAACAAUGCUUUAGGUUGGCUAGUAUAAUUACUAGCACAAUUCAUAGUGCAGAUCAGAUUAUUGAGAUUUUCAAGAACCCUGAGUGGCAUUACAUUGUAAUGGACAGGGCUUAUCGAUUACCAUCAGCUGAACAUCCUGCUUGUUUCUUCCCUUAUUGUUUUAACAAAAAAUACCAAAAAGGUUGGCAACACUUAUGAUUUCUCUGGAGUGACAACAGAGUAUGGACCUUGGAGAUCACAUACCAUCAACUUAACCAAAUGUAUGCUUUCGAAAAAAAUUUCUGUAAUUUUGAAGUGCAUACUUAAAUUAAAAUUUAGUGAAAAUUUCAUGAAGAUAUGAUUUAUGAUGAUGGGAAUUUGAUGCAUAUACAUAAUAUAUAACACCAACGAUAACAUAAACGCCAUCACACUAAAUAUCAAGUUCUAGUAUGUUGUGUGUUUUUGACAUUUGACCUUUUGACAUAUUGUUGGAUACAAUAAAUAAAGCUAAGAGAUGGUUAAUAGUUAAGGUAAUAGUUUUUAUAUUUAGGAGGCACACUUAUUUGUCUAUGAUUUAAAGAUAUUUUUGAUGUUUUAAAUCUCAUUCUAUAAUUAUAAGUCAAUGUAUACUUAAGUAAUGUAUAUUUUGUAGUUGUUAUCGAAUAUGCAUAGAUGGAUAAAGUUAGCUUAGUAAAGCUAAUUAAUUAAUAAGACUUGCUUAUUUUAUUAUAAAUGUACUUACUUAUUAAAAUUGUCUUACAAACUGCAGUUUCUCAGCCAUGAAACUGGAGUGAACUGUCAAAUAUAUUUUAAACACACUUUCUUGUAAAGUGAGCCUCAUAACAUAAUUCUAAUGGCCGAUAAACCAAACCAUAACACACAUGUGCAUAAUAAGAAUUAUCCCUACAAAGUAAAGUUAGUACCUUACUGUUAUAUGAGAGUAAACAGAGAAUUUUUAAUUUAACCGGGUAAUACAGUGGUCUGUGCUUAUUGUAACAACAGAGAGGUUUUAUACUGCUGAAAACCCAUUUACAUUUUUUAAUACGAUUUAUGCAAUACAUAUUUGUUUUUUACUGGCAAGUGUGUUGAAAAAGUGUGUUUGAAACUCGUGCAACUAGCUCACUAGACACUUGGCUGAUUUACUCCCUCGACUGCGGCUUGGGUUGCAACCCACAGCCUUGUCUAUUACGACUAACUCGGCUAACUAUAAAUCAAUAAUCGCUAAUAAAUCCAAAUAUAAAUUCCUUGUGGGACUACUGUCUAUAUGUACACACAUAAGAUUCCUACAUAAGCUUGCAACACCCCUGAUAUUGAGGGACUUGUGCAGCCAUUGUGUGCUAAAUGUUGGCAAUAUGAAUAAAUUUAAAAUCUCAUAAUGAAAAAUGAUUGCCAUAUAUUUUAUUUUCACAUACAUCAGUUUAAAAAACCCGACCAAGUGCGAGUCGGUCUCUGAUUCCGUACCAUUAUCUAUAAUAACAAUAUUCUGUGAAAAUUUCAAGCCUACCUGUCAUCAAUAUCGAUCAAAAGCGAGCCCCCUUAUUAAAUAUAUUUAUUUAUAUGUGCAAGUUUGUACUGAUAAAUAUAGAUAUUCUUCAAUGCCCAUAAUUAUCAUGGAAGUAUCCAAGCUGUGUUUAAGUAUAGGUAAUUUGAUUAUUUAAUUGCUCAAUAUCGCAAAUAUUAUGUACCUAUUACUAAAACCCUCCACCUUUAAGUAAUAAAUAUUUUAUGAUGAUAUUUACUAUUUUAAAAAUAUUAGAAAAUAAAAUUUGGUAGUAAUAUUUUAUCUGUAAUUAGAAAUAAAAUUUAUGAUAUUGGUAAAAGAUCAAUAAAUUUUUAGUAGUUUGUAAAUAAUACUUAGCAAAUAAAUAUUCUGUUACUAGUGAUUUUAUCGUAGUUAUGACUUCCUAUUUCAACUACCUGAAUUUACUCUCAAAAAGGAUUCCUUAUUUUUUGUCAAUGAUCAAAGGAAAUAAUCCAAUAAUGUUAUAUGGGGAAUGGUAAAUAAAUUCCAAAAAUAGGCAUUAUCUUUUAGUGUUAAUUUUAGUUAUAAGAUAUUAUGUUAAUACUUGUUUUAUGUUGGUGUAAAAUAAAAAUAAAUAUUUCAAGUAA